AACUAAACUGUAAUAUAAAAAUAUUUGAUAGUUUAGUUUCAGCUAAAACAUUCUCUUUAGUUAAAACAUUCUUCUUUAUUAGUUAGUCAGCCGUUUAAUUUCAAAACAACUAGUUAAUUUCCUUUGUUAUGUUCUUAGUUACAGUUCGCAAUCAUUUGAAAUGUGUCUUGAUGAUCAUUAGGGUGUUCUUGAUUCUGGAGAAGAGAUAGCUGUGAAAAGACUGUCCAUGAAAUCAGGACAAGGAGACACUUUCUUCAUAAACGAAGUCUCAUUAGUUGCAAAACUCCAACAUCGAAAUCUUGUUAGGCUUUUAGGUUUCUGCUUGGAUGGACAAGAGCGACUACUCGUCUAUGAGUUCUUCAAGAACACAAGCCUUGACCAUUUCAUAUUUGGUAUCUUUUGAUCCACUCUAUAUAUAUAUAUAUCAUCUCUAUUUCUACAUGAUCCUAAUCGUUUUUUUCCCCACAGAUUCAGACAGGAGAAGGGUCUUCUUUAUCUCCAUGAAGAUUCUCGUUUCAAAAUUGUUCACAGAGAUCUUAAAGCCAGCAAUGUUCUAUUGGACGAUGAAAUGAACCCGAAAAUCACAGAUUUUGGAAUGGCUAAGUUGUUUGAUACAGACCAAGCAAGUCAGACCAGGUUUACAAGCAAAGUUGCUGGAACCUACGGGUACAUGGCUCCAGAGUAUGCAAUGAACGGGCAAUUCUCAGUGAAAACCGAUGUAUUUAGCUUCGGUGUACUAGUCCUUGAGAUCAUUACAGGCAAGAGAAACAACUGGUCUCCAGAAGAACAAAGAUCAAUCUUUCUACUUAGCUAUGUGCGGAAAUGCUGGAGAGAAGGGAAAGUGUUAAACAUUGUGGAUCCAAGUCUGAUUGAAACAGAAGGUUCAAGUGAUGAAAUCAUGAAGUGCAUUCACAUUGCCCUGUUGUGUGUGCAGGAGAAUGCAGAGAGUAGACCAACAAUGGCUUCUGUUGUUGUAAUGCUCAAUGAAAGUUCUUUCACUUUACCUAGACCUUCAGAACCAGGCUUUUACUCAGGGGAUGGAGAAUCAUCAUCAUCAAGAGACAAUCACACAAGUAGCAUUCCGUCACUGAACAGUGUUACAAUCACUGAGUUAGAUCCUCGUUGAUUAGUGUUGUAAUAUGAUAUUGCUUUAUAGUUUAGUUCAGCUUCAUUCUAUGACUAAAACUGUUUGGUAGUGUUGUAAAACAAAUUGUUAAGGAUCUUUACACUAA
Raphanus sativus (radish) is the source of this 1232-nucleotide messenger RNA. RefSeq names its product cysteine-rich receptor-like protein kinase 41. Gene Ontology annotation, biological process: protein phosphorylation. Gene Ontology annotation, molecular function: ATP binding; protein kinase activity. The record is from RefSeq and is a predicted model, not a curated record. NCBI's taxonomy places the organism in Eukaryota, Viridiplantae, Streptophyta, Magnoliopsida, Brassicales, Brassicaceae.